AUGGCAGUCCCUCCUUCCCAAUUGGAAGGUGUCCAUAUCUACGGCUACUUGCGGACACAGGGUGUGGUCUAUCAGCUUGAAGACCUGGAGACUUCCAUCGGGCGUGGAGAGGAGUGCAGUUUGCAGCUGGAUGGCAAAGGAAUCUCGCGACUUCACGCGCGGCUGACGUUCCACGGCAGGCGGCCACAGCUUCUGGAUCUGGGCUCGAGUAACGGCACUUUCGUGAACGGUCUGCGACUGCGGCCCAACAUUCCGUAUGACUUGAAGCAUGGUGAUGUGGUACGUUUCGCGCAGGCACGAUGUACAUAUAGCUUCGAGUUGUCACCAGAAGUGCCGGAAGCAAAAAGCCCCAAAACCCCCAAACCACCCAAACAAGCUGCGGAGCCUGUCGAGACUCCUCCCCGCUCCGCUAUGAAGUCGAAAGAAGCUGGCGAAGCUGGUGAAGGCAAGGAGAAGCCAAGCCAUCCAAGCGAACAGGCACAGCCGAACGCUGCGAGUCCGUGUGUCAACUUCUUGCCUGUUCCGUUUCCCUUCAUGCAGCCGGGGCCAAUGCAGCCCAUGCAGCCCAUGCAGCCAAUGCAAAUGUACGCGUCACAGUUUCCGCCCCAGCCUCCCACGCCGUACCCACAGCCGCCUCAGCCUCGCCAGCCUGAGCCUUUGGAGCCCGCGGAGCGGCCAGCUUACCCACACUUCGCCCCUGAAUCGGAGAUGCUUCAGAAGCAGGACCUCCUCUUGCAGAGGCUUUGGAAGCUUGAGGAAAGCAUCUCCCGCUUGGCUGAUGCCAAUCUAGAGGUUUGUCAAAGAGCAAGUCAUCCAGAAGAUGCGAGGGAUGUGAAGGAUGACAAGCACAAGAGCUUCUUAAGUGAGCACCAGGAGCAGACUGAGGAGGCCCACCAGGUUGCAGCAGCUCUUGCUGCGGCCACAGAACGGCUUAACGGAACUGCAAGUGUUGCAGAGUUCCGUCACAUGGAGGGCUCGGCCUCCCCGACCUCUCAAGUCGCUCUCGAGAGCAAGGCGAGGCCUGUCGAGUCACUUGAAAAGCAAGCACUGGACGAGGACCCUCACCAGCUGGAGAGGCAAAAUGAGCUGAUAGCGGAGAUGCAGCGCAUGCUGGCGCUUUACGAGAUGGUGAUGGGUGCAGGCAUGGCCGACACCUUACAGACCGGCAAGGCCACUCCUGAUUCCAGCAGCUCAUCUUCCGCAUCAGAGAAGGCUCCUCGAAGACCUCUUUUUGAAGGAGCGGUCGGAGAGACUUCCGUUGUCCUUACAGCUAUCAUGUCUUCGCUAGAAGAGUUGGCUGGCAUGGGCUAUGCUAACCCUAGCGUUGGCGGCCACCGGAGGUGGAGUGCGCUUGCGAAUGAGCGCGAACGGCUUGCCAAAGAGGAGGCUAUUGAAGCAGAGAGGUUACGAGAGCUUGAGGAGGAGGAGGCACGCCUCCGUCAAAGCACGGAGGCUGAACUUUCAGAGCUAAGCCGGCUUUUGGAAUGUGAGGAUUCUGCGGGUGAUCAGACUGAUCACCCCAUGUUUCAGGACAUCCAAACAAAGAUUACUGCCCCGGAGGCCUUUGAACAUCUGCAGGCGGAACUGGCACGCGUUCAGCAGGACCGAGCGCGCUUGGAAGCCGAAUCCACCGCUGUGACGGGCCAACUCCUGGAUGCCCAGCAGAGCUACCGCGAGGCCAAAGCCAAGGCUGACACGGCCUCCAAGUUCUUCGCAAGUGCCGAAGAGAUGGCAGACGAGCUGCAGGAGUGGCGGUACUCAGGCCGCACCGAGCGCAUGGCAGCCCUUGAGAGGAUGAUGUCUCUUGCGCAGGCCCAGGUCUCUGAGAGGCGUUCUCAGCAAAAGAAAAAGACCGAAAGCAUCUUGUAG
Molecule: messenger RNA, 1869 nt
Organism: Symbiodinium natans
Lineage: Eukaryota; Dinophyceae; Suessiales; Symbiodiniaceae
Source: the annotation of a GenBank genome assembly